Molecule: messenger RNA, 1650 nt
Organism: Xylona heveae TC161
Lineage: Eukaryota; Fungi; Ascomycota; Xylonomycetes; Xylonales; Xylonaceae
Exons: 2
Coding region: 1-1650 (549 amino acids)
Source: RefSeq, a predicted model, not a curated record
AUGAAACGCAAGUUUGGUUUGAGGCUGACACCGAUUAAGGUGACUUCUUCGGCCAUACCUUCACCUGCGGUUCACAAUGUGGACCAUUUUCUUUACAACGGCGCGGAAUCGCCCGUCUUCAUUCCCGCCUCACCCUUGAUCGUCCGCCGAUUUCCAUUGACACCGCUGGUGGACUCGCAAUUGCGACAUUCAUGUGCUCAGCUACUUCGAGAUAUUGCUACUCGUCAAACGAACCACGAUGAUGGCCACAUUGCAUUCGAUGACAGCAUUUCGCGCGAGGGCACUCGACAGGACCGUCAAAAGAUAGCCUUUGAGCAACCGCCUCAACUACCGCCGCUUCAGCAUCACCGCAGGCCCUCGGAACCGACUUUCAGCGUCCAAGAUCCCUGGAGUCUCAGCGACUCGACAGGAGAGGAACAGGCACCGAGACAUGCAGCAGGUGGCUUUGGUUACAGUAGUGAUGAUAACGCCACGGCGUCGUACACACAACCAGAGCAUCACAAGAGACAUAGCUCGGUCGAGCCUGGUUCCGGACUGGCCGGAGCGGCAGCGUAUCACAUCAACCGAUUCCGGAACCCUAUACCGGCUGGAGCCUCAUAUGGCACCUCUUCGUCGACGAGUCGCUCCAACACCACCACCGAUCGUUCUUUUACCCGCUCAACCGCUGUCACGUCUGUCGCCAUUUCGCCCAGUCUCCAAGAUCGAUCAUUCUCCAAGGGAGGAACGGGCACAGUGUCGCGCGUGGGUUCAGUCGCCAAGAAACGUACCGCCACACCUGCUUCGCAACCGACGGGCCAUUUGAGCCGAGCGAGCAGCAUCAAGGAAGGAAUCAAGGAAUACAUUCGUCCCCGGUCAUCCUCGGCCAGUAUUCGCAGCAAGCGUUCGCAGCGCAGCGUGGAUAGCUCCAAGGAAUCGUCUGGGCCCUCGUGGUGGAGCGGCAUCACGCGUCGGUCAAGCCUCAAGGCAGCGUCGCGAGAAAAGAAGCAGCAGCAAAAGCAGCAGCAGCAAGAGGAAGAGACUCGAACAUACUUGAAUCGGGCGCUCCCGCCCUUGCCAAGUCUCGACAUGUGGGACGCGGAUGCGAACAAGGAGACGCCGCCGGAAGGAACAAUAAGAUUGAUUGACUCGUCUGCCAAGCAGCCGGAUAAUAAGAAGCACGUUGCCAAUAUGAUGCGUCAACAGCAACCGUCGAAAACAUCUGGUAAAUCCAAGCAGCAGCAGCAGCAUCAAUACACGUCCAGUACGGAAAGCAAUGCCGUUGUCGUCGACAAGUAUGGAAUGCAUCGUGCCCUCUCCUAUGACGAGGAGCGCGCACGAGAGCAUAGGCUUCGACGUACGGUUGAAGAGAAGAUGCGCGGCGCUGCUGCUGCUGCUCAGGGAAAAGACACCGCUUCAGGACGAGACACUGCUUCGUCGGACGCCAAGCAGAGGAUGCAAUCAAGCAGAUCUCAGCAAUCGUAUUAUGGGCACUCUGGAAGCCGACCUGUCGACGCGCAUGAACUUGCUCAGAAGCUAUCGCGCAUGGGUGUGCACAAUGACGAUGACUCCAAGGAACACGAGAAUUCGCCGGGGUGGAGAAAGAAGUUGACCAAGUUUGGACUCGGACUGAGUAAGAAGCAUUCGCGUCAAGAGCUCAGAGCAGAGGCUUGA